AUGAAUGAAAAUUGCAUUACAACUGCCCGAGCGAAUGAACUGAAAUUCCAACAAAAACGAAAAAGUAAGCUAUUUACGCUUGCCUUGUGGGUAGAUGACGACGCUCUUACAAUGUGUAAGCACUGUCUAAGGGAGGGCUUGGUGGUGACGGUGGUGGUGGGAGAAGUGGCGGCGAUGGAUCGGAGUCCUCCGGAUGAAUACAGUGAGAUGAACCGAGAGGAAGAUAAACAGGGCAGCAACUUUAGCAUUACUUUAGACUUCG
Molecule: messenger RNA, 262 nt
Organism: Ilex paraguariensis (yerba mate)
Lineage: Eukaryota; Viridiplantae; Streptophyta; Magnoliopsida; Aquifoliales; Aquifoliaceae
Source: the annotation of a GenBank genome assembly